AUGGCACCUUUACACUCGUUUAUUUGUUUUCUGUCUCUCGUUUUGAGCGUCCAUGCAGCACCUUGGAUCGUAACCGAUGACUAUGAACAAGAGAUCUACACCGACGUCUAUGGAUCAAAAACAGUCAAAAUCAACAAGAUCAGCCCAACGGCAGUACUCCCCACUGAGGCUCUGUCCACUAUAGUUUCAACUGCCACUGAUACUUACGAUGACUACACCAUUGUUGAGAAAUUAUAUCCAACCGGCUAUGGCAUUCAUCGUGGUUACAAUUAUGAUGGCUAUUACAGCAUGGCUAGCGAUGGAAACUACCACACCACAAUCUAUAAGGUCAACGUGACCUACUCGGCCCCAACAGGCUGCUCAACUACAUGGGCAGCAAUCACCACUGCCGUGCCUGUGACUCCCCCAAAUGAAAUCCGCAACCUUCUCCCCAAAGAAACGGUCGGCAGCUCUACCUCCGUCGACAACUCACAGCCUUUUCAACCGACAACUUAUGUGUACGAAAUCAUCUUCGUCGAUCCAACCCAAGUCCCAAGCUUAGACUUGAGCUCCGCAAGCUACUGGAACAGACCAACUGCGAGCUACACCGGCCUCGGAUGUCAGUAUGGCGUCCCUUAUGGCCCUAUGGUCAGCGACCCCUACGGCGCCUCGCCCUACAGCGGUGGCAGUGGGUAUAACAACGGUGAAACGUACGGUUACAACGACUACUAUGAUUACGACUGGUUCACCAGUAAAUAUGGAUUGGGCAUCGGGAUGUCCGGCCUGGCACUGAUUCUUAUCUGUAUUCUCGGCUGGGCGGGUCUCUUCUUCUUCCUGGGCAUGAUCGAAGCCUGGGUGAGAUUCCGUCGUCUGAUGACUGGUUGGCAGACUCGUCGUGGAUUCCCUCUUUUCUGGGCCUUUUCUUGUUUUCCCAUCUCGCUUCUCUUCCUGUUCUGUUUCCGGAGAGGAUUCCGUACGCGCAGUAGGGAGGAUGCGGAGAUUUUGCAGAAAAGGUGGGAUGCAAUGAGUUUUGGGACCAAGUUGAAGCUGUACUUCAUUUGGGGUUUCCGAUUCAAGUAUCCUACUGUGCUUGGACCCGCACCUGCGAGGGUGAAGGGUAGUAAGAGGCCGAGUGAGUCUGGGCCGCGGUUGUUAGAGGCGACCCCACCUGUUACUGCUGCUCCUUCGAGGGCUGGGUCUGAAAGGGCUGUGUCUGGUGAGAUGCAGCAGGCUUCUCCCCAGACUUCUGGUGUUGUGUCGGGGAACAGGGAUCCGGAAAUUGGUCAGGCUCAUUGA
This is a messenger RNA of Penicillium soppii, 1275 nucleotides long. RefSeq lists its product as uncharacterized. Lineage: Eukaryota; Fungi; Ascomycota; Eurotiomycetes; Eurotiales; Aspergillaceae. The record is from RefSeq and is a predicted model, not a curated record. The transcript has a single exon. Bases 1 to 1275 code for a protein of 424 amino acids.